Molecule: messenger RNA, 3769 nt
Organism: Electrophorus electricus (electric eel)
Lineage: Eukaryota; Metazoa; Chordata; Actinopteri; Gymnotiformes; Gymnotidae
Gene: atp6v0a1a
Product: ATPase H+ transporting V0 subunit a1a
Biological process (GO): vacuolar acidification; proton transmembrane transport
Cellular component (GO): vacuolar proton-transporting V-type ATPase complex; plasma membrane; vacuolar proton-transporting V-type ATPase, V0 domain
Molecular function (GO): proton-transporting ATPase activity, rotational mechanism; ATPase binding
Source: RefSeq, a predicted model, not a curated record
CUGCACAAGUAACUUAGCGCAGUCAGCACACGGCUGCGCUCGCGCUGGCCAAUUGUGGUGUCUUCAGAGCGUCCGGCGACGAGGACGCGUCAGUUCGGCCGGCUGUACCGGAACAUCUGCACAUCCCUUCUCAUCCUCCUGUAAACGCCAGGUAUUUUAGGGUGGUGUACAGUGGUGUAUCAUGGGAGAACUGUUCCGCAGUGAGGAGAUGAUGCUGGCUCAGCUGUACCUGCAGACGGAAUCUGCCCACAGCUGUGUCAGUGAGCUCGGUGAGGUUGGCAUGGUGCAGUUCAGAGAUUUAAACCCUGAUGUCAACGUCUUCCAGAGGAAGUAUGUGAAUGAAGUCCGCCGCUGUGAGGAUAUGAACCGCAUACUGAGGUUUGUUGAGAAGGAGGUGAAGCAGGCCAGCAUAGCCAUUGUAGACACAGGGGAGAACCCAGAAGUUCCUUUACCUCGAGACAUGAUCGACUUGGAGGCCACCUUUGAGAAGAUUGAAAUUGAACUGAAAGAGAUCAACACUAACCAGGAGGCCUUAAAGAAGAACUUUCUGGAAUUGUCUGAGCUCAAACAUAUCCUUAGACGCACACAGCAGUUCUUCAGUGAGAUGGAGGAUCCAUCUUUGAUGGAGGAGUCGUCCACGCUGCUGGACCCGAGCGAGGUUGGCCGCGCGGCCCCCCUCAGACUCGGGUUUGUGGCAGGUGUGAUUGGCAGAGAGAGGAUUCCCACCUUUGAGAGAAUGCUGUGGAGGGUUUGUCGUGGCAACGUCUUUCUGCGCCAGGCGGACAUUGAGGAGCCACUGGAGGACCCCACAACUGGCACCCACAUGCACAAGUCGGUGUUCAUCAUCUUCUUCCAAGGAGACCAGCUGAAGAACCGAGUGAAGAAGAUCUGUGAAGGUUUUCGGGCUUCGCUGUAUCCCUGUCCUGAGACCCCUCAAGAGAGGAAGGAGAUGGCAGCAGGAGUGAAUACACGUAUAGAUGAUCUUCAGAUGGUGCUGAAUCAGACGGAGGAGCACAGACAGCGUGUGCUGGAGGCUGCUGCUAAGAGCUUGCGUGUGUGGUUUAUCAAAGUGAGGAAGAUGAAGGCCGUGUAUCACACACUCAACCUGUGCAACCUUGACGUCACACAGAAGUGUCUCAUCGCUGAGAUCUGGUGUCCUCUGUGUCACCUGGACUCCAUCCAGCUCGCUCUGCGCAGGGGCAUGGAGAAAAGUGGCUCGACCGUUCCCUCCAUCCUGAACAGGAUGCAGACCAAACAAACACUGCCCACCUACAACCAGACCAACAAGUUCACCUACGGCUUCCAGAGUAUCGUGGAUGCCUAUGGCAUCGGCAGCUACAGGGAGAUCAACCCAGCGCCCUACAACAUCAUCACGUUCCCCUUCCUGUUUGCCAUCAUGUUCGGGGACAUGGGUCACGGCCUCCUCCUGACCUGUGCAGCCCUCGUCAUGGUGCUGCGUGAGAGACGCUUCAUCGCCCAGAAGGCAGACACAGAGAUCGUCAACAUGGUGUUUUCAGGCCGGUAUAUUCUCCUCCUGAUGGGACUCUUCUCCAUCUACACUGGGAUGAUUUAUAAUGAAUGUUUCUCCAAACCACUCAAUGUCUUCGGCUCCAGUUGGAGUGUGAGCCCGAUGUUCCGUCAGACGAACGGAGUCAACUGGACGUUUCAGGUCUUGAAGGAGAACAGUGUACUUCAGUUGGACCCUGCUGUAGCUGGAGUGUUCAGUGGACCCUAUCCCAUCGGUAUCGACCCAAUCUGGAGCAUGUCUGCCAACAAGCUGAACUUCCUCAACUCCUUUAAGAUGAAGAUGUCUGUCAUUCUGGGCGUGAGCCACAUGCUUUUUGGAGUCUCUCUCAGCUACUUCAACUACAUCUACUUUAAGAAGCAGCUGAGUGUCUGGCUGAGCUUCAUUCCUGAGAUAGUCUUCAUGAGCUCUCUGUUUGGCUACCUGGUGCUGUUGAUCUUCUACAAGUGGCUGGCAUACGACGCCAGCACCUCUCAGAACGCACCCAGCCUUCUCAUCGCCUUCAUCAACAUGAUGCUGUUCAGCUACAAUGACACCACCAACCAACCGCUGUACAUGGGCCAGAUGGUGAUCCAGUCCUUGUUGGUGGUCAUCGCUGUAGCGUGUGUUCCCUGUAUGCUGGUGGUGAAGACCGUGAUGCUUUGGAAGGAGUACCUGCAGAAGAAAGGCCUUAGCGCCCAGAACUUUGGAGGAGUGCACGUGGCCAACGGUCCCACGGAUGACGAGGCUCAGAUCAUCCAACAUGACCAGCUCGCUCAGACACCAGAGGAGGAGCUAGAUUCUGAAGUGGAAACGGUUGAUUUUGUAGAUGUAGCAGUGAAUCAGGCCAUCCACACAAUAGAAUAUUGCUUAGGCUGCAUCUCAAACACAGCUUCAUAUCUACGCCUGUGGGCCCUCAGUCUAGCGCACGCACAGCUGUCCGAGGUCUUGUGGUCGAUGGUGAUGCAUGUUGGUCUGGCCUCCAGGAGCCUUUUUGGUUUCCUCGGUGUGUCUUUCAUCUUUGCGUUCUUCGCCACAAUGACGGUGGUCAUUCUCCUGGUCAUGGAGGGCCUGUCAGCCUUCCUACACGCUCUCCGCCUACACUGGGUGGAGUUUCAAAAUAAGUUCUACACCGGUCAGGGCUUCAAGUUCUUGCCCUUCACGUUUGACAGCAUUCUGGAGGGACGAUCUGAGGACUGAACUCACCCGACCCAGACCAGUCCGUCAUAGACCUGUCCAUCAUAGACCAGCCCGACCCAAUGCAGACCAGCCCAUCUUAGACCAGCCCGUAUGAUGGAGUCUUUAUUCAGUCUGUGUGGACUUGUCUGGGUGGACUUUCUGUUCCUCAGCCUGGGAAAAAUUAAAAGACAAGAAAAAAAAAGGGUCAAAAGGUGAGAGGGGAAGAGAGGGGGAGGUGAGAGGUUUGUUUCAGGAGCUACAGAAGGGCCCCCAACAUUUUCCUGGUGGAAUUUUCAGUAUUUUAUUAUUGAUCUCGGAUUUUUGACUGGCCUUUCGUCUGGAAGUUUUGCAGUGUGUUUCUCUCUCUGUCCUCCUUUCUUAGCCUGAGAAGUUUUCGUCCACUGAAUGAUUUCUUUGGGCAUUUUCGUGGUGAGGUUGACCCUCAGGAUGGCUCUGUCCUCCCUCAUGUCUGUCCACCUCUCUUACCUGUACACGUCACCAACAAACAGGACUAACAGUCCACAACGUGUCCUCUUGUGAUUAUUGUGUGUGUUUUACCUGAUAUCCAGGACACUGAUCCAGGACAGAAUAUCACAAGGCCUGAACCUCUGGGUCAUGUGACGAUGGCUGAGCUAACCAGACACUAAUGAAGGAGCUCCAGGUCACAGCCCAGUGUGGCGUAGUUCGUUACCCGCGCACUCACAACUGCUGCUGAUAAGUUUUGUUUUUCCUUUAGUGCUGUGAAUAAUCAGACAUAAAUCAUCACACUCGGAUGUCAAAUCACACAUUUACAGCUAAAUGUAUGCAUUCAUCUUCAGUGUUGGUUGGCAUGUCCUGUUUGAGUUUCUUGGUUUGACCUACCCAGUUCAUCAUCUCAGACACUAGACUUCAACCCAAUGAAGACGUUUGCCCUGUGUGGCUUUACACACUUACAUGCGGUAAUUAAAGUGCUUGUCAAUAAAGAAGCGGCACGGGAGGCAAUCAUCCCAUCUCUCUGUCCUGCCUGGUGUAGUGGGACUGGUCACGGGAGCACAUAGGGAAUUCUGCUUACUGCCUUUUUAAUACCCAAUAAAUUCUGAAUGCAAA